Molecule: messenger RNA, 3355 nt
Organism: Lampris incognitus (smalleye Pacific opah)
Lineage: Eukaryota; Metazoa; Chordata; Actinopteri; Lampriformes; Lampridae
Gene: kcnab1b
Product: potassium voltage-gated channel subfamily A regulatory beta subunit 1b
Exons: 15
Coding region: 899-2098 (399 amino acids)
Biological process (GO): negative regulation of delayed rectifier potassium channel activity; transmembrane transport; potassium ion transport
Cellular component (GO): membrane; juxtaparanode region of axon; cytoplasm
Molecular function (GO): voltage-gated potassium channel activity; transmembrane transporter binding; potassium channel regulator activity
Source: RefSeq, a predicted model, not a curated record
AUGAAAAACGCUGCAGUUCUUCCAGCGAGUCGGUCAGAACCAGCAGCCUAUACACACUUGUCUCGCUCCCUCAUUCACUCACUGGCUCACUCUCAAAACGCACCACGUGCUGCUCCUCGCCUCUCCACUCUGUCUUCUCCUCCCCGACAGCGAGGUACCAUGCAUCCUCCUCCCCGCUCCCUCACUUCUCCGCUCAGCCGCUGUCAUCCCGGGGUGUCGCCGUCAUCAUCAAGCGGGGCUUUUCUGCUGCAAAGCGGGGAACCUCUGGACACCCUGUUUCCUUGAGGACUCCGGAGGCAGGACGAGGUCGCCGGGCGCGGGGAGCCGGUGGUUCUCGGCGGCCGGGGGGAGCGCCGUGAUUUCUUUUCGGGUACCCGGGUCUCUGCGGGACCUUUACUCGCUCAGUGCCACCGCUCGCGUCACCUUGAAGUUGUCGGGAGGGCAUCCGUCCAUCAGGACGCACCGCUUUUCUUCCUCUUAGGAGAGUCCGGGCAACUUGUUGUGGAGACAGACCUGCACAGGAUCCCCAUCCCAGCUCCGCUCACAUUGACAACUGCUUCUCUGGUCUUUCCCGGUCUACAGCAACACCAACAGCAACACAAGUCCGUGGACCCCUCCGCUGCCAUGGCCUCACAGGGCUAAACUGAAAACCCCGAGUUGAGAGCCCCCCUGCGUUACAUCCACACCAAAAGCGAUGCUCGGCCUCCCUCCGACUUUCAUUUGAGAUUCCUUUGCCCCGGGUGGGAGUGAAUUUGAACCGGACAAUCUCAGAUAGCGCCUUAAUAAACGAGAUUCCCUGCAGGUGCGACGUGGAAACGUCCUGACUGUUUCGCAGUAAGAGGAUAGGACCGUGGGGGUCGGGGAACAGGUCUAGCUCCCCCCACAUCUUCCAGCGGCCAUGCAGGUGUCCUUUGCAUGCACGGACCACGGGCUGAAGGCCCCGCGGAAUGGCGAGCACAGCAAGCAGAACGCCACCAGCCCCAACACGGCGAGUCAGGCCCGGGCUCGCUUCCGCACGGUGGCCCUGAUAGCACGCAGCCUGGGGUCCUUCACUCACCGCUACCACCACAACCUUAAGGAGUCCACCGCCAAGCUCACGGGGAUGAAGUACCGGAACCUGGGAAAAUCUGGGUUGCGUGUAUCCUGUCUGGGGCUCGGCACCUGGGUGACAUUCGGAGGUCAGAUUUCCGAUGAGGUGGCCGAGCAGCUGAUGACAAUCGCCUACGAGAGCGGGGUCAACCUCUUCGACACGGCAGAGGUCUACUCGGGGGGGAGAGCAGAGAUAAUUCUGGGAGACAUCAUCAAGAAAAAGUGCUGGAGGAGAUCCAGCCUAGUGAUCACCACAAAACUCUACUGGGGAGGAAAAGCAGAGACGGAGAGGGGGCUCAACAGGAAACACAUCAUCGAAGGUUUGAAGGGCUCCCUUCAGAGGAUGCAGCUGGAGUAUGUGGAUGUGGUUUUUGCCAACCGCCCGGACAGCAACACUCCCAUGGAGGAGAUAGUAAGAGCGAUGACCCAUGUGAUCAACCAGGGCAUGGCCAUGUAUUGGGGGACGUCACGGUGGUCUGCUAUGGAGAUAAUGGAGGCGUACUCAGUGGCCAGGCAGUUUAAUCUAAUCCCACCAGUGUGUGAGCAAGCUGAGUAUCACUUCUUCCAGAGGGAGAAAGUGGAGACACAAUUGCCCGAGCUCUACCACAAGAUAGGCGUAGGGGUGGUUUCCUGGUCCCCUUUGGCAUGUGGAAUCAUCACCGGGAAAUAUGAAAAUGGUGUCCCAGAAUCUUCCAGGGCUUCGAUGAAGCCGUACCAGUGGCUGAGAGAGAAGAUAACGAGUGAGGAUGGAAGGAAACAGCAGGCCAAGCUUAAGGAACUGGCUCACAUUGCUGAAAAACUCAGCUGUACUAUGCCCCAGCUAGCCAUAGCCUGGUGCCUGAGGAAUGAGGGAGUGAGCUCAGUGCUGCUAGGGUCCUCUAACCCCAGCCAGCUAACAGAGAACCUGGGAGCCAUCCAGGUUAUUCCAAAGAUGACAGCAGGCAUUGCCACUGAAGUGGAUCAUAUAUUGGGCAAUCGUCCUCAUAAUAAGAAGGACUACCACCAUUAGGGUGGGUCCCUCCACAAGAACUGUGCCCCCCGAAAAGCUUUUCGAAGCUUACUACAGCCAUGGCACAUUCAGCUCAUGUGCCCAACCUUGCUUGUGCGUGUGUGGUAUGACUUUUGGUCUGACUGUGUAGAGAGCUUUCCGCUUGGCUCCUUGUAUGUAUGAUGAUCAACCAGUCCUCAAUACUGUAAAAUUAGCUCCUUGACAAAGCAUGCAUGCCACAGUUAUCUCAGCCAGCCACUGGACCCAGAUUUCACAACGGUUAGAAGAUCCAGCCAGAUCCAGAUCUCUGCAAUUGUCCUCUGCUCCAAAAAAAAAAGGUACCCUGUUCAGCAGAAACUGCUGAGCCAUACUACAAGCAGCACAUCUAAGACUGUUAGUUGUGGAUAAUAGAAGAUCACAUCCCUGUAACACAGCAGAUUGGAAAGGUCCUCCGGAAGGAUGAGAAAAUAAGUGUAACUUUAUGUAAUAAAAGUGGAAACUCGAAAAGCCACCUGAGUCCAAAGCAUCCCAUAAAACGGGUUGCUGGGCGUUAAACGUCAAUACGUUUUUAGCUGUAGGCUGUUCAAUGAAGUGGCGUUAACCAAAUGUUUGUGAAGUGUGGAAAAUCUCUGAUUAAGUAUACUUGUGCCUAGUAACAGGAGACUGGAUUGUCCGCUAACCCCCCCCCUGCAUCCGGAGUACACUUGUCAGUGUUAUGAAUUGCUUUAUCACUUGAGGAAAUGAAAAUCUAUUCACGUUCAUGUCGCUACAAUUCCGAGAGAACUAGGUUCGACUGAAAUACAAUUAAAAAGAAGUGUAUACUGACUGUUAUAUUUUCCUAACAUGCUUAACAGGAUAAUCUUUUGAUUUCUCACUUACAUUUUCAAGGGUUCAGUCUUGCAUACUUUUCCUUUACCCCAUCAUAAUUUUGAUUUGGCCGGAUUUUCUUUCAACAGUGAACACGUCUGCUUCAUUUAAUUCAGAUCUGGGUCAUGACUGGAACAUUUGUGUAGUCAGACUUGGUGAGACGGCGUGGAAGGGGGGGGGUUGUGAAGUAAAAGGAAAGGAGGGUGGGGGGGCAGCUAAUGAGGGCAGUCCACUGACUGCACAAAACCCUCCGGACAUGGCACCUGGACCCACACUGGAACCACUUUCUCCACUUUCUCCCUGAAGCCGUUUUAUGUAAUGCGAUUGUUUGUUUAAGUUAAAGACAUUUUUUUUUCUCUCUGUUCCAAAAAUAUAUUUCGGUGUUGUUCGUCAAAUUUGUACACAUGAAUA